This is a messenger RNA of Peronospora matthiolae, 618 nucleotides long. NCBI's taxonomy places the organism in Eukaryota, Oomycota, Peronosporomycetes, Peronosporales, Peronosporaceae. The record is from the annotation of a GenBank genome assembly.
AUGGUUAACAAGUCCAUGCGGUGCGCGAACAAGGCCGCCGAGAGCGCGUCUGCACGUCUCUGUGCGGACGCCGAAGCAGAAACCGUUGAAGCCGAUGUGUCAUCGGUUGCUGAAGCUUUUCUUCAGCCUGUGUCACCUGGUGAUGCAGGCGCUCGUCAUGAAGACACUCAUGUCUUCACAGAGUAUGAGCUCGGUGUCUCAUACUCUCCUCCUGGUACGGAAGACGGAUCCGUAUCGACGGCGAUCGAAACCAAGCCGCCUACAAAGCGUGGCAUGGAUGAUGCUACGCGUCGUAGCAUCUUUGGUUUUCAUCUGAUGAAUCAGAUGAACCAUCGCCGAAGCGAAGGCGCUCGAGGUCGCAAGACUCGGGCGCUCACAGUGGUGUCGGUUCUUCUAUUGACACCACUUCGCAACGAGGUGCCAGUACUUCUCGUCGGCACGUCGCAAGAAGAGCGGGACCGCAUGUAUUGCGUCUCGCUCCCGAGAAGAAGGCAUGGAUGCCUCCAAAAUCAGUCAUGGAUCACUUUUCGGCGACGAGGAGUGAUCGCUACCGAACACGAUUGUUCGAUUCGUCAAGGAUCCAUCACCUUGACCCCAGUGCGAAAACUAUCGCGCUGA